AUGAGGGUGAUCGCGAAAGUCCACAGGCCGGGGGUCACGCCGGAGGAGAUGGUGGUAGGCUACAACGAGUGGUCCGAGAACUACGAGGAGAUGAUGAUCUGGAAAGGCGGGUACCGUGGCCCCGCCAUCACGCUGGAGGAGGCGCUGCGUUGGGUACCCCCGGAGCGGCGAGCUAAGGCCAGGGUGCUGGACGUGGCCGCUGGGACGGGCUGCGUGGGCCGCGAACUCCACCGGGAAGGCUUCAGGCACAUAGACGCUGUGGACCCGUCGGAGGGCAUGAUGAAGCAGCGGGAGACUGGCAUCUAUACCAACGACUUCCUGGAGUUUAUCGGCAGUGGACACUCCACCGUGCCCAAAGACACAUACGACCUGGUGGUCACCUCGGGCGGUAUGGGCGAAGGUCACAUCUCACACAGUGGCCUCGACGACGUUGUGCGCGUCGCAAAGAACGGAGGCUUCGUGAUCAUCGUGAUGCGCCAUGAGUUCCUACAGACCGUGCCUUCCUACAAGGACAAGCUGGAGCCUUACAUGGACCAGCUGGAGGCGGACGGGAAGUGGAAGAAGGUGGAGCGGCGCAUCGUCCCAAACUAUUUCUGUGACAAGGAGGGUCUCGUCUUCGUCUUCCGCAUCACUAAGCCUGAGUGAGGAGGAAGAGGAGGGAAGGGAAAGGAGAGAGAUGAAGAGGAGGAGUUAUAGUGGUGCUGUGCCAAGGCUGUCUCUGUGUAACAGCCUUGGCUUUCGU
Molecule: messenger RNA, 742 nt
Organism: Eriocheir sinensis (Chinese mitten crab)
Lineage: Eukaryota; Metazoa; Arthropoda; Malacostraca; Decapoda; Varunidae
Exons: 6
Coding region: 1-645 (214 amino acids)
Source: RefSeq, a predicted model, not a curated record